AAUGUGUGUUUUACUAGUGCUGUUGUUGAUUGUGAAUGUACAAAGGGCUGCACUGGAUCAUCGCCAAGUCAGUAUUGAUUUUGAGCAAGCGUUCCGAGAUGGCAAACUACUUCCGAGAUUCUGGACUAGUACCGGAUUGUGUCCACCAGCGCCGCGUGAGAAGGCCGCCGAUUUUUUGCUAUCCGAUGAUAGUUUACUCAAUUUCGAAAUUAUCGGAGGCUUGCCCAAUGCUGGACUCAAAUACGUUCGAAUCCAUUGGCUGUUGGAGAUGAUUCAAUUUUCGCAUUAUGACGAAAAUAAGUUGUUAUUUUACAACUUCUCUCGACUGGAUGCAUUGCUUGAUAAGCUUUACGAAUUUGGUCUACAUCCAGGAAUCGAGCUAAUGGGAGCUCCUGGUAAUAUUUAUCCGAUGGAAAAGAAACGGCGAUUUUCGUAUUUUUGGACAGAUUUAACGAUGCAAAUAGCAUUAAGAUAUUUACACCGCUUCGGAGUAGAAUACGUGGCAAAUUGGCGAUUUGAAACUUGGAACGAACCAGACUUAAAGAACUACAACACUUUAAAUUUCACCACCGACGAAUACAUUAACUACCUUCAAUCGGCUCGAUUAGGUUUAGAUGCUGCAGGUCGUCUACUAAACAACAUUCAUCUACCCCUCAGAGGACCUGCAGGUUUAUUUCGAACAGAGCAGAACCACCCGUUUUGUUGGACUGCGUUGCAACUAUGCAAUGAUUAUCCUCGGAACUGUCCCUUUGAUGUUAUUUCCUUCCACCGGAAGGGAAGUGGUACGAGAGCGGAUGAAAUUGUGAACGGCGAAUCGAUGUUAUUGAAUCAAAUAUGGGACAAGUAUCCAAAUUUGCUCGAAUUUAAAUAUUCAAAUGACGAAGCCGACCCGGUUGCUGGUUGGUCAACGCCACGAGAAUUUCAAUCAAACAUGAAGUAUGGUGCAAUGUUAGUAUCGACCGUUCUUCAACAUUGGUCAACAAAAACUAACUGCGUACAGUCGCAUUUAGAAUCAAUCUCGCACGAUAACGGAUUUCUCAGCUAUCACCCCUUUGAGUUCGAUCAGCGCACAUUACUGGCGCGGUUUCAGAUGAACGAUACAAAACCCAAACAUGUGCAGUUUGUUGUUAAGCCGGUAUAUUCAUCACUUGGGAUGUUGACCAAUCUCGGACCGCAGGCUACAGAUACCUUGUUUUUGGAGGGUAAUUUCAGUUAUAUUGUUUCGUAUAAUCGGGAUCCAUUCUAUUCUUGUGUACUAUUGUCACUAUCGAACGAUACAUUUGAUCCAACAACCAAAAGAAGUAAUAUAACGCUGAAAUUUGCAAUUGCGGAAGAAUCAACCAAACGUCGAAUUGGUUACAUUGUGGAAGGACUACAGGAUAGUUUGAAUGAUCCUAAUUCGAUUUGGAUUCAUUACGGAAAACCAUCCUACCCAACAGCAGAUCAAUUUGUCAGUAUGAGGGCUUUGCAGUUUCCUAGUGUUUUGAAAGGUCCAGAAACGGUUUCAGCUAAUACAAAAAACAUAUCGUUGAAUCUCAACCUACGGGCUCCUUGGAUUGUUACGGUUCGACUGUGUAGUGAAAUGGUCCCUGCGCCGAGUCAAGUAACGAAUAUUCGUAUACGUAGGAUUUACACCUACGAAGCUGUGAUAUUUUGGAGUGAGAAACCCUCGGCAACCAGGUGCAUUGUUGGGUACGAGGUGUGGUUCCGUGCAGAUCAAUCCCAAUGGAUACAGAUUAAUUUAGGGCACUGUACGCCGUUUCUGUGGUUCCAAUUUGUAUCCAACACAACUAUCGGUUUGACAGGUCUGUAUCGCGUGCGAUCUGUGGAUAUGUUUGGACGCUAUGGAGCUUUUUCGGAAACAAAAUAUUUUAAUGGCUAAUAUUUAACAACUCGGAAUUCGUUGCAGGCGUUUAAUGCCGAUCAAACCUUUACCUCCAUCACACUGUAGUAAUUUUAUGUUUUAUUUAGUUUAAGGUUAGUUGAGGUAGGACACAAAUACUGUAAAUAAAGUAUGAUCAAUAGUUAAGGGAUUAUAUACCAUUGCACUGCGUAAAAUUUCCUAUAAAUUAGCUUUAGAGCUACUUUGGGACUAGAACAUACCUCAUAAGUUUGUCAAAAAAUAAACCUUCUUUAGGUGUUAACCCUGAACCUUCUUUAGGUGUUAACUUUUUGUAACGAAUAAGGUGUUAGCGGGUUAUAUUGACUCAGAUUUCUAACGUAGUUUUAAAGCACAUUUUCAGUCAAACCUAUAUUCUAUACCGUUUAUUCAAAACGUAAUAUCUAACAAAUGUAAACAAACUGAGUUUAUUAUGCCAAAUAAAAGCUAAGCAUUGACUCUUUAUCGUCCACAAAUAAUAGAGAAAAAUGAUAACUCUUUAUAUGUUAAUUUAAUCUUAAGUCAAAAUGUCACAUAUAGUAUACCAAAGCUUUGCUAAUAUUUUGUAGAUGUGAUGUUUUGCGUUGGGAUGUUUUUCCAAGUCGACUGUAGUUAGUAUGUUUUUCCAAUGCCAAACCUCAUAUCUACACUCUCGGUUGCAAUACAGCACAUGAAAUAUAUCACAACUACAAGCCCGUCUCUAAACGUCACAGUCAAAUGUACCAUCUACAAAAGGAGUUGCCAAGACCACAUAUGUAAAAGAGCAUAAUAGCAAAAGUGAUCGGCAAAAUGUAAUAAAAUAAUAGUAAUCAAUUAUCUCUCUAUUAUCUUCGCGAAAAACAUGUAAUAUGCUUAUACGAUCCUGCAAUGAGUAAAUGCAGAGGUGAUAGUAGAAUUAAUAACCUUCUGUGUUCUGUGUUAAAUAAAUUUGAAAGUUGCAAGGAAAUUUUUGCACGCGAUUUUCUCCGUUUGACGUUUCUGUUAGAUAUGAUGGAAUGAAAAAACGCUCUAGAUAUGUAUUUAUACACAAAUUGUUUGUUAGAGUUCCAAUUUUCAAUUUCUGGCAAAUAUUGCAGAUUUUGGUCAGUGGGAAUCGGUGCCGAAUGGGGUCAUGUUUGGACUAAUGUAUGCAGAACAGGCAUCAUAAAUCCCAGAUUUAUUGACAGAAUACUAAUAAUAAACACAAACAAAAUAAAAAUGAGAUUGCAUAUAUCAAUUUUAUGCACGGUGCGACCGAUCUUGGAUGGUCACGAUUACGAUGCAGAUGCCGAUUCGGGUGGUCUAAUAGUAUUUAUCAUAAUACUGAAUAAGCGACAAUGUGGUCAACCAAUGAAACUGAUCCCAAAAUUUUAUAGUAACCUUGAAAGAUAAUGUAAAAUCCCAUCUGAAUAGAUAUUGAUACAUUCACAAAAUAUUGACCCCGGAUACGAUACGAGAGGUCAAUAUGUAGCCAAAAAACUAUGUCUAGGUCAAGUACGAAAUACCUAGUACAUUUAACCCUAGAACGUUGCACUUGCAUUUUCCAUCCUAGAACGUUGCACUGGGGUACAAAUGUACCCCACACGUUUGAUCGUAAUUUUCGCAGGUAAAAAUGUAAACAAACGAAAUGUAUAAUAGGGUAAAAGGGUAUAAUACGCCCCACUGGGGCAAAAUGCCCUUCUUUGAUUCCCAGGAUUCCUGAAUUAUGUAAAAUAUAAAAAUGACUGAUAACAGUAUCGUUUCAUGAAAACAACGUACUAAGUUAGUUUGGUAUUUUUAAUAUGUUGCAAAACAACAAUAUACACAAAAGUUUCAAAAGAGCUACUUUGAUGUAAGCUCCCAUCUUUUCUUAUAGCAUUAAAAACAAUUAGAAACAGUCGGAUUCGAUAGAACUAUUUCAAGUAGCUUAAUAGAAUAUUAUAGUUACUAUCUUAGUUUUUAGCUUGGCUUUAAACUAUGUGUGUAGAAUUAUUUAUGUAUUCACAACAGCUCAUCACCGGCCAAAACGUCCUACCCAUUUUUUUAAAUUACAUGUCACAUGUUAGUGGGGCAUACUCACCGAUUGCUGUGGGGCAUACCGUCCUCUUGUUGUGGGGCAUAUUAAACUUUCACCGGGGGCAUUUUGCCCUGGGUGAAAGAAAAAAACUAGAAUUUGGGCAUCUUUGGAAAAUGUUUAAUAGUACCUGUACCAGAAUGCUUUAAUAAAAAAUGAAACGGUUACUAAUUUCUAACUAAUAUAACAAUAAAUUAGAGUAGUUAGUGAGAAGAUCAUAGUGUCGAAUGAUGAAAUAUAGCAAUUUUUGCUUAAGGGGGCGUAUUAGACCUGAUUACCCUACAUAAUUUUCUUCGUUUUUUAAUUGCAAAUACACCUGUGCAAGUGAAAAUACAGAAUUUAUUGAAUGAAUGUUACAUAAAUUGGUUUGAACAAAAAAUGUGAAAAAUUCGCGGUUUUGAAAUUUUUCACAAAAAUUACUAUAACUUUGCGAAUUUUUAAACGAUUUGAAAAAAAAUCAUAUGAUUCUAAAAGUUGAAAGAAUGGUCUAGAAACGGUAUAAAAUGGAAUUUCGAUAUUUUUAAAAAAGGUGAAUUAUUUGGAAAAGUGAAAGUUUAAAAAUCGGGUUUUGGAAAAUACCACGAAAUGGGGUGGAAAUUGAAAUGAAAAAAAAAUUUCUGACCAGUAAUACAUUGGUAGCACGCGACGUUACUGGUACAAAAGUAAAAAAUAGCUAUAAAAAAUAAACCAAAAAACAAUAAAAAUCAGCAAAAAUGAGAACUUUUUUUUACCUCAAAAUUAAAUUAAAUUAAUUGAAUAAAUGAUUAAGAACGAUUAUAUAAUACUAAUUGUUACUUAUGUAAUAACAAAACCAGUAUUUAAACUGGUAUUGUCACGAGUCACAUUUCCGCUGACACAACGAAACCUGACAAAACGCUAACGGCAACCGUACACUGGGGUACAAAUGUACCCCACGCCAACUUUUACACCUGCACGAAGGCUAUAAGUAAACUGACUAUACCGCCUUUUCCUACUCUUACUAGGAUCUCUACAUUGAAUUAUGGUUGGGGUCCCAAUUCGGUAAAUGCCGAAUUGUCGUCUUCACACGGCUCUAAAGAAGGCGUGGGGUACAUUUGUACCCCAACGUAACGUUCUAGGUUUAAGGUCAUUGUUUGAUUCAAACUAUCAAUAUCAUUUAGCUGAGUUUUCUUAUAGCAUUGAAGAAUAUUACAAGAUUUUGGGAUCAGUUUAAGUGAUUGACCACAUUGUUGCUUGUUCAUUGUUAUGAGUUUGUACUGCCAAAAUCGUAUUCCUGAACAAGAUCAGUCGUACCACGUGCAAAAUUGAUAUAUACAGUCUUAUUUUUGUUGUGUUUGUGUGAUAUGAUUAGUAUUCUGUCAAAAAUGUUUGAUUUCUGAUACCGGUUCUGCAUUCAUCUAUAUAAUCCCAACAUGACCCCAUUCGGUACUGAUUCCCACUGGUCAAAAUCAGGAAUAUUUAACAGAAACUGAAAAUUGAAUCUUUAACAAACUACUUGGGUGCAGGUACGUACGGAUUUGACUGAAAUAGGUAUCUUAAAAUUGUGUUUGAAAUCCGAGUCAAUUUGCUCCGCUUUAAUUGUAUUUUUUUUGUACAACCCUUCAGGAAUUUCCGAAAUUUUUGAAUUUUAGCUUUACAUGAAAGAGGAGAAGGCCCGAAAUUCCAAACUUCAAUAAUUAAAGAGUUAUAGAAUUUUAAAAGUUUAGUUUGGAUCACUUUUUCCACAACAUCUAAAGAAGGUUAACAGCCAGAUUAAUAAUUUGAAGGGUUUUCGUGUAAGAGAGCAGUUAUAUAGGGAAUCUCAUAGAACAUGGAAUAAUUAUAGCAAAGCCAGCUUUGUUGAGUUCAAUGUAGUUCCAUAAUUUAUUGAUAAUAAAACAUAACAUAGAAAAAAUAUAUUAAAAUAUAUAAGUACAGAGUUCGAAAAUCGUCUUCCCUACCACUGGACAAGAUUCUACGACGUGCUUAUGGAUACAGAACGUUCGAAUUGGUUCAAUCCUGCGCUUGGCAAUAGUUUUUCGCUUUUAGAUAACCACAUACUCCCACAAUUCACAUUUGCAUGCAGGCCAAGAAAAAUGAGUUUCGAAACGAUGUUACCAUCAUUAGCGUACACAACUCGUACACUUCUUCACGUUGCAACCAGUGAGGUCGGCUCGUCGUACUUCGUGGAUAUAUGGGUGCUUUAGAACUGAUUCAACGUGCGACGCAAUACCGCCUGAACACUAUCAUCACGGGCGAGAUUCAGGCGGGGGCACUACAGUAAGGAUAAUGUAGUAUGUAUAUAGAUUCACCCUACGACGAUAACGAGCAUGUCUGGUAGGAAUACUGUGUGCCGAUAAAAGUUUAUUCGUUUACGAAACAUCCCCGAGUAUCUGGCAUUAAAUAAAUCGCACAGUCGGUCAUUGAUACUGAUCUGGAGAAAGAAAUCCCAACAAGAAGGUGGGAAACAAUUUGGUACGGAAAAUUUAUUGUUGCAACGAUAAUAUCGAGUGAGCUUUGCAAGAGUUGGUAAGAUAGUGUACAGCGCUACCUGUACUCAAAGGAAAUAUGUUAUAAAUUAAGCUUAAUCAGUACAGACAAUGGGUCGGAAAAACGGUGGUCAGUUGAUGAUAUGGGAAAGCAUUGCUAAUGAUCAUUAUAAGCUCAUGCAUUUCAUUUAAGGGAAAGGAGUAUUAGGUAUGUAAUAAAAAUGUUAUCCACAUAAGCUUGACUCAUAUGAACGAUCAGACUGAGACGGUGGUAUAAAUAUUGAUGGAGAGAAAAAAAUGAAAUCAGGUUGUACCACGCAUUUUCUGUAAACUUUGAGUAAAUUAAUUUGCUUGCUACUUUGGGAAACACAUUUCGCUUUAAUUGCACUGUUUUAAUAGGAGAGAAUGUCUUCAUCCUACGCGUCACAUUGAAUAUUUUUGUUUAGAUCAGUUUAUUUUGUGUUGAGCUGAAAAUUUCGUUGAAAUGAACCGCGCACAGUGGCUGAAGGGCGGCCAAAACCUCAAAAAGUUAUGUUUUAAUUUUUGAUAUUUUAUAGU
Molecule: messenger RNA, 6916 nt
Organism: Topomyia yanbarensis
Lineage: Eukaryota; Metazoa; Arthropoda; Insecta; Diptera; Culicidae
Product: alpha-L-iduronidase-like
Exons: 6
Coding region: 2-1882 (626 amino acids)
Biological process (GO): carbohydrate metabolic process
Molecular function (GO): protein binding; L-iduronidase activity
Source: RefSeq, a predicted model, not a curated record